UAGGGUUUCACCAUGUUGGCCAGGAUGGUCUUGAACUCCUGACCUUGUGAUCCACCCACCUCAGCCUCCCAAAGUGCUGGGAUUACAGGCGUGAGCCACCACUAUACUUUAUAAUCUUUUACAGUUAAUCUCACAUACCUUUGUUGGGUCUUUCCAAAAUAUUAAACAUAGACUUUUAAAGAAACAAUUUUCACACUCUUUCAUUGGUUUAUACAAUAUAAAGUUACGAGAGCACAAUAUCAAGUACAACUGGCAAAAACAGGUUUGCAAACAAACACAAGUAAGUCGUAAGAUUGAACGAGUCAAUUGAUAGGACCAGAAAUAGGCAGAUUUACUAGAUAACAGUUUCCUAGCAUGAUAUGGGAAUUAGUCACUUAUGACUUACAAAGGAAACAGAGUGAGUUAACUGGUUAGAGGUUAUGUGUAGACAGGCUAAGACAUCAGCUACUGUACCUCUCCAUUUUAAUUGACUAUGUGUCUUUCUACCUAGAGUGUUUUAAGGGCAGAGAUGGUGCCUGGCUAUUAAGGGAAACUACUGAAGAACUUCCCAGACGUUUUUAUAAUGCUGUGUAAAUCUUCUCUGAAAACAAGUAUGAUUUUAAAAAACAAAACAGUCAUUUUUAAGCCAUUUACACUAAGGUUUAUGGAUCUUUCCAGAAAAGGCCAUGCAGCAGAUGCAAAUUUCCUUGCUAAAAGCUUCUGUUCAUUUCCUAGGGCUACCAUAACAAAUUAGCACUAACUGGGUGACUAAAAACAACAAAAACUUGCUCUCUCACAGUUAUAGAGGCCAGAUAAUGAAACUGAGGUGUUGACAGCACUUACCUCUUCUGUUCACUGACCUCUUCUGUUGUCUAGUGACUUCAGGUGUUCUUUGCCUAGGGGCUAAGUGACUUGGAGCUCCAUGCCUCCAUUGUCAAAUGGUCUUCUAUGUGGGUCUGAGUCUCAGAUAGCCCUCUACCUUUCUCUUAUAAGGAUUCUUGUGUAGAAAUCAAUGAAGAUCAAUCAAAUGAGAACAAGCAAAGGCUAUUUAUUCAGGCCUUGUAAGGGAGGGAGCCAUGAUCUCCUGCAUUUUAGCAGAGCCAAAGGCAGGCAGAGGAGUGGGCAUGCCCUGAUUAGAGGCUCUCAGCAUGAGGAAGCUGAAGGCAGUCCAACUAGAAGUGGAGCAUUCUAUGGCUUCUUCUUGUUAGUCUCAACUUGGAAAUGGGGACAAAAGUUAGGGAAGAUGCCAGUUAUUAAUCCAGUACUGGUCAUUUGGGCCAAUUGUUAUAGUUUGUCUCAUAGGAUUGUUGUUAGUGAUAAUGAUAUGACUUUCUACAAGUCUAAUUUAUAGAUUUCCUGGACUGGUUACUGUAGAUAAUAGAUUGGUCUCCUGGGUUGCUUGCUGCAGGCUGUGGGUCAGAGUUCUGUUUUUACAUAUGGUCUGGCCAUUGUCUAUUUGCAUAUUCAGUCACCUACCCUAAAGCCAGGAUGAUCUCAUCUCAAGAUCUUUAACCCAGUUAUAUCUGCAAAACUCCUUUUUUCAAAAUAAGGUCACAUUUGCAAGUUCUGGGAGUUAGGACAUGGAUAUAUCUUUGGAUGUGCAUGAGGGCACCAUUUAACCCACUAUAAAGUUCCUCUUGGUUUAGAAAUCAUGUUUACUUGUUUAGAGGGGGAGGAAAAAAAGACCUUGCCUCUUGCCUCUCUGAAUGAGACAAGCAGGUAGGUUAUAACUGGAUUUCACCAAAGGUCUAUAUAACUUCUGUCCCAGAGGUAGAAAUCUUUUCGAAACAGUUGCCUAGACAUCCUUUAAAGCUUGGAUUUGAGCUGCAGACCAACUCCUUUAUGUCUGCACUCCAAAACAAGAGAUGUUUUGGUAGUCCAGUACUGUCUAUACAUUCAGCAAAGCCCCUCCUUUGGUAGAAACCUAGAAGCAGUGUGGAUAAUGUAUGAAUGUUGCCUAUAUUAUCUUGGAUAGGGAGGUAAGGAACAGUAUAAACCCUCUGGUUUCUUUCUUUUUCAAUGCCCUGAAACUCUCAUCUCAUUGCCUGACCAGAAAAGGAAGUAAUCCCUAGUGUCAGCAGAUUCAGCGGUAGGGGUAUAUGAUAGGUAUACAGUUUAUUUUUAAUUAUUUGAUUAAUUAUUUUUGGAUGACUCUGAUGAUGUUCUAACUUAUCUUAAAGAUGUGUUUGAAAAGACAGUCUUGUCUCUAAAAGACAGUUUCCUUAAUUUAUGCAAUUCUAAUGAAUUAUCGAUAGAUGGCAGUAAUUUGUUUUCAUUUUUCUUUUCAUUGCACAAUAGAAAUCUGGAAAAAAAACCAAAACGUUUCCAAUUUUACAGCAUGAAUUUUAUGAAUAGUUGGUUUAAGUAAAUAUUAUCCAAGAGUUCUUCAAUUUAUGUUGCUAUAGAAAUAGAGAUCAAGAAGUACUAGUUACUUUAUUUUUAUUGUAUAAAUCAAAUUUUCUUUAUUCUUUAGGUUACUUUAUCAAAUACUUUAAGGAAUACAAAAAUGAACAAAACUCUGUAUUUGCCUUCCUGGUGCUUACAAUCUAAUGGGAAAAGAUACUAUAAAAUAAUGAAAAUAAUAAAAAUAAAAAUCUGUUGAGUAUUCAUUGUGGGACAGGAAUCUGCUAAAUGCUUUACAUGCAUUAUUUCAUUUAGUCUUCACAAUCACCCUAAUGAAGCAGGCACUAAUAUCGUUUCCAUUUUAUAAGUAAGGAGUCUGUGGCCCAGGUUGGAAAUAAUUUUCCUAAUAAGUUAAUAAGUAGUGUAAUCUAGAUUCAAAACUAGCUCUGUCUUACUCUAGACCUAUACCUUUAUUUAAAAUGGCAUAGUGGAAAUACUGAAACAAUUCUUCUAAAAAGAGAAAGACCAUAUCUUCCCAGAAAGAUCAAGAAAGACCUCCUAAAGAAAAAGCCAUCUAAAUGGAAUUGAAAGAUUGGCUGUGAUGUUGACGUGAUCAGAAUAGUGCUUUUGGAGCAUUAUUCUGUUAGAAAAGGACAAAUUGGAGUGGAGAUAGACUAUAAUUAGACACCUGUUGUAUGCCAGGCACUUGUAGACCUCUGCCAUCAUGGAGCUUAUAUUAGUAGAAGGAUAUGGAGAUGUCAGUAGUGAUAGAUGCUGUCAAGAAAAAUGAGGCAAGGCAAGGAAACAGAGGGUGAAAGAGAGAGUUAUCAGGGAAGGCUUCUCUACUAAGAUAGUAUUUCGAAUUGGUAAGGAGUGAUUGGAUUCCAUUGUAAUUUAAAGGUAGAGCCAAUGGGCUUUGCCGAAAGAACUGCAUGCAGCUUGUCAUGGAAAAACAGUGAAGGUUCUGGCUCAUCUUUUGAGUAGGUCAAUCGGGGCAGCACCCUUGGAGUGUUCAGGAUUUUUCAAAGGGCCUAUGAAACGUCAACAAUAAGAUCUCCUUUAUUAUUGCCUUGGGCAAGUCUAAUUGAACUGCCUUGGGCUCUAUACCCUUGUAGAGACCUCCCUGCUAAUGAAUUCAGGGUUUUUGGCCUAAAGAACAAGAAAAAUCAACUUAUAAUUUACCGAGAUAGAGAAGAUUAUGAAGGUGCAUGUUUAGUGAUGGUAAUAGAGUGGACAGAGGAAUCGAGAGUUCAGUUUGGGACAUACUGAGUUGAAAUGUCUAUUAAAAAUCCAAAUGGAGAUAUCAGGUAGGCAAUGAGUAUGAGUCUGCAUCUCAAAAGGAAUGUUCAGGGUAGAGAUAUAAUUUGGGAAUUGUCAGCCUACAGGUGGAUUUUAAAGCCGUAGAACUAGAUGGCAUCAUAUGUAGAAUAAGUAUGAGAAAAGAAGGAAGCCUGAGGACUGAGCACUGGGAGGUGUAACAUAAGUGAAAAAGAUGAGAAAGGACCAACAAAGGAAACCAAGAAGUAUGGUGUUUCAAGAAGGCAGUAAUUAUCAAAUGUGUUAAAUGAUGUCAAUAGGUCAAGUAAAAUGAAGAUGGAACUUGUUCAUUGAAUGUGGCAAUGUGGAGCUCACAGAUACUGUGAUAAAAAUCUUAAAAGCACAGUGAUAAAUGCCUGGUUCUAGUGGGUUCAAGAAGAAAGAGGAGAGGAAGUGGAGAGCAAGGAUCUUGGCUUUAAAGGGGAGCAAAGAAAUGGGUCAGUACUGAAGGAGGUUAUGGUGUCAAGCAAGGGUGGUGGUGGUAGUGGUUGUUGAUUUAUGAUGGGCUGUUCAGAAUAAUAUGUUUGAGCAAGUAAAUAGGGAAAUUCUGUUGAGGGGCCAUUCAAAGAAGUAACGUCUGUGAGAAGGGAGUACAAAAGUAGAGGACUGGCAUUAGAUAGGAGCAAGAAAACAGUAUGCUGGUAUACAGGUGCAGGUACAAAAUCUGGUAGAUGGGUAAUUUACCAUCUUCUCUGACUUUUCUCUUCUAUCUCAGUUAAAUUAGAAGGUAAAUUAUCAACUCGAAGGGAAAAGAGGUGUGGGAGGUUUGAAGACAGAGGAUAAAGAGUGAAACAAUCAUCUACAUAACUUGGUGCAUCUUAAGAGCCUAGGAUCAAGGUCCCACUUGACAUAAAAUGGUCUUGAAUUUAAAGUGAGUCAACAGCAUAGUUGUAUGUCUUUCUUUAAGCAUAUUCAGCUACUUGAGUAUAAGCAAAGCAGCUGGUUGGGAUUCUUCCAGGGAAUUAGGACAGAGAGUGAGCUGUAAGGGAAAUGAGGGUGAAAGCAAAGGAAUCUAAGUGAAGUAAGGAGGGAAGAAUACAGGAAGGGUUGAGGGAAUGUGUAAAGAUACAAGAGUCGAUGGAUUGGAAGUCUUGCGGGGUUAAACAGCACAUACUGUCAAAAUACUAGAUGGGAUGAGCUAGAAAAAUAAACAGUAUUUUGAAUCUGAGAUUAUGGAUGAGGUACAGUUAUACUCAAUGGGUUGCUGGGGAGAAUAAAUGAAAGAAGAUCUCGAAACAACCGAGAGUUCAGGGUUUUAGAUAUACCAUUUGUGCGGAUAUUGAAAUUCCCAAGGAAAUACGAGAGAGUAGUGAUAGAGGAACAGUAAGUCAGAUGCUAUAAUCUAGGAAUGAGCCUUCCAAGACCUGGAAGACAGCUGAUAACAACAAGGAAAGAUAAAGCCUAUGUAGUCUAUGACCUGAAUUUCAAAGAAACCAGAGAGGGUUUUAGAGAGAAGAAAAGGAAAUAUGGUGGCAGUGGAAUGGAGAACAGAAAAAAAAAAUGUUUCAUCUCCAGACUUAGUGGCUUGAGAAUGAGGAAGCUGUAUCUUUGGACUUCAGUUAAAGCCAAAAGGUAAAAGGGAAGUUCACUGAAAAGGUUGACAAUAGAAAGGACUUGGCUGAAGAUGGCCCAUGAAUUUCAGAAGUCAAAGUAGAAGGAUAGAAAAGGGUUGGGGAGUGGGUAGUACAGCAUCACACUAAGGGGCUUACCAAGCUGAAUAAGGAUGGGUUCUCAUGAUGAAGAAUGACCUGGCUUCUUCUGAAGACUGAAGUUAAUAGGGAUGUAGAAUUUAGGCAGCUUAUGGAAAUUGCACUGUGAUUUGGGGGAGAGAGAAAUGGGGACUCACCAGAAAGGUAAGUUACCUAACAGGAAUGUACUGCAAGGUGAGAGCAUGAAGAACUCAUUGGAUUACCUCUUCAAGCAUGCAAAUUGUGUCGUUAGGCCAUUGGAGGCCUGUUGGAGCUGCAGCAGCUCUAUAAAUGCAGUUUACCAGAAUAGUUUCCCAAAGAAGAAAUGUAGAUGGUAGUAGUGGGAAUAGAAAGAGUAAGUUGAUUAAAGUGAUGUGUUAGCAUAAUAGGAAUACAAAAUGUAGUGGACCCUUGAACAACACGGGUUUGAACUGUGCAGGUUCACUUACCCGUAGGUAUUUUCAGCCAAACUCGGAUCAAAUAUACAGUAUAUGCAGGACUUGAAAUCCCUAUGUAAGGGGGGCCAAGUUUUCAUGUAAGUGGGUUCUGAGGCACUGACUUUGGGACUUGAAUAUGCACAGAUUUUGAUAUGAAGUGGGGAAGGGGGUGACUUGGAACCAAUCCCCUGCAUGUACUGUGGGAUGACUCUAGUUUUAUUCUGGAGUGAUAUAUGGAAGACAUAAUUCUUCGCGUAAAAAGUCAUAAUCUUGGUAGUCUAUCAUAGUCUAGCAUUAAGAGCAUGAACUUUGGAACCAAAAUACUUGAAUUCAAAUCACAUAGCUUACAUUUAAUGGCUCUCUUUGGAUAAAUUCUUAUAUCCAUUUGUGUAUCUCACUGUACUUUUUUUCGUAAAAUGAAAAUUGUAAUAAUAUCUACCUUAUAGGGUUAAAUGAGUUCCUAUUUGUAAAGUUCUUAGAAUACCAUCUGGCACAGAAUAAACACUAUAUAAUUUUUUUUUAAUCUAAAGCACUUGGAACAACAGUGACUAGCACAAAGUAAGUGUAAGUUUUUACCAUUGUAAUUAAUUGAGAGAACUGACAGUAUAUACUGAAAGUAUAAAUGUAGAGGGCAUGCAUUUUUCAAGGUAGAUAUAUUUAAGGAUGAAGUCUGUGACGGUGAAACUCAAAUGAAAAACUAGAGAGAAAAUCAGGUUUGGAUUCAUUAGCACUAAUCUGGGACAGUUCUGUGUGUUGAGCAAAAAGUAUGCAAUGUGAAUGGAGUAAAUGGCUCAGCUUCAGGGAAGACUUCAUGAAGGAGUAGGUUUGAAGUGAGAUUUGAAGGAAGUGACAUGAAGGAACAGGAAAGAAUUAUAAAUUUCAAGGAAUGGUUAUGAUAAUCUGCUAGGUAAGCCCUCACGAUUUCUUUAGCUUGGUUGUAUAUUUCUAGAUAGAUUUGAUCUCUACACAGGAAACGAUCUAACUUUGCCUGUCUUUUUUGUUGCAUAUAUAUCAGGUUUCAAUCCUUUAAAUUUUUUUAAAAACAUGUAACUAGUACAUGGAUGCUUUGUAGUUAAUUGAUCUUUAGAAAGGUAUUUAGUGAUUUAAGAAGAAAAAUACUUAUUCCUCCUAUUGUUACUCCUAAAUAAAGAGUAGAUCAAAAUUUGCUUACGGCUUACUGUGUCCAGAAUAUCACUGGACAGGAGUCCUAUAUUCCCUGGAUUCCACACCCAUAGCAGAAAUUGUUAAUCAUUAUUGAUAUCAUUUCUCACAGAUUCUGAUUAUAGUCUCAGAAUCUAUUUCCUCAUAGUGCUGGAGUUACAUACUAUUAAUACUAACCCAAAAUAAUUAUGCAGUGUAUAUUGGGUACUGUUCUAAGCCUACUACAUAUAUUACUUUAAUUAUUAGAACAGCCUUAUGAAGUUUUAAAGAUGAGGUACUGAGGAUCAAAGAAGUUAAGAAACUUACUCAAGGUCACAACAGUGGAAAAUCAGAAGAAGCAAAAUUCAAAUACAGUUCUACUUUCAUUCCAAAAUCACUUAACCAUUGUAUUCUAAUUCUUGGCACUAAUGAUGAAAUGUCAUUGACAUCCCUGUGACAUGUUUGACAAUUAAUUUACCUUUCAGGGUCACCAAUAUACAACAGGAAAAAACAAAAGUGAAAGAUUAUCAAUAUAGAUUAUUGAGUAGGAGUAAAGAAGGUAAAUCAAAAAGGGGAAAAGAGGAGAUUGCAGACACAGAAAAUGUCAGACAACAAAGAAAGGAAGAGUCAAGGAUUUCCUAAAAAAGAUAAGCAAGACACAAGUUCAUUAGCUGAUGCUGUAGAGAAAGUUGCAAAGCAACAACAAUCACAAGCGUCAGAGAUAGAAAAAAACAAAAAAGUUCUGUUCAGUUUGAAGAAUGAACUUCAUGAGCUUGAAAAACAAAUAGCAGCUAUCUCUGCAGAAACUAAAGGAACAGAAAGACAAAUUUAUCAACAAGAUGCUGCCAUACAGAAUACCAAACUUCAUUGUGAUAGCCUGGAAACUCAAAUCAAAUCCUUACAUUCAGAAAAUGUAAAGCUUAAAUUUGACAUAGAAACAGCUCAAGAAGAUUUUGAGGAACACAUGAUAAAAUAUAAUGCAUAUUAUGCAAAAAUAAAAGCACAUAAAAAUAGUUUGGGGGAAUUAGAAAGCAAAUGGUCAUUUAUGACCGAACUCCAUGAAAAACGAGAUUUUGUUAAAAAAUUAAAGACAAUGAAAGAAGAACUUAUGCAAGAUCUUCAAAAUCCAGGAGGGAACCGAAUAACACAAGUACAGGAAGACAUUACAAAGUUAAAGGAUAAAAUUUUAACUGUAAAAGAAUCUAUCAUUGAAAAAACUUGUUUUCUUGAGGAAGAAAAAAAGACACACGAAAAAUUAAGAAAAGAAAUAGAGCCUAGGCCACAGAGCAAGACCCUGUCUCAACAAAGGAAAAAGAAAAACCCAGAGAAGCAAAGGGAAAAAAGCUGAUCUGAAGGCCAAAUAAGAAUUAUUCAGGUACAACAGAAGAGAUACGACGCAAUUCUUAAGCGUUUGCAUUGUCAGGUGAACAAGCUUCAGGCAAAUAGACGACAGUGGCAAUGGAACAUUCAACAACUGGAAAAAACUGCAGCUGAAUUAAGAA
This is a messenger RNA of Piliocolobus tephrosceles (Ugandan red Colobus), 8406 nucleotides long. It is a transcript of the gene CCDC122, whose product is annotated as coiled-coil domain containing 122. NCBI's taxonomy places the organism in Eukaryota, Metazoa, Chordata, Mammalia, Primates, Cercopithecidae. The transcript has 6 exons. Bases 7506 to 8252 code for a protein of 248 amino acids. The record is from RefSeq and is a predicted model, not a curated record.